AUGGCUGCUUCCUUCACUCGCCUGGCGGGCAGCGCGCCCAAAAGGCUCUGCCUCCGCCCCUCGAGCUUCUCCAGAAACACUGCUAUCCCCAGAUCCCGGACGAUUUCGACGUCGCUGCCUCGCCGGUAUGCAGAACCCACCAGCUACCAGGCCACCCGCCUCAUCCCGGCCGACCCGACCUUCACAUCUCUGGCCAACAAGGAGGGCCCUUCGGAGGCUGAUGUGGGCGCCGCCCUCGAAUCCGAGGACACUGGAGCCGGCCGCAAGAUCCGCCAUUACACCGUCAACUUUGGUCCUCAGCACCCUGCCGCUCACGGUGUGUUGCGUUUGAUUCUGGAGCUCAAUGGUGAAGAGAUCGUCCGCGCCGAUCCCCACGUCGGUCUGCUUCACCGUGGUACCGAGAAGUUGAUCGAAUACAAGUCCUACAUGCAAGCCCUGCCAUACUUCGACCGAUUGGAUUACGUCUCCAUGAUGACCAACGAGCAGUGCUUCUCCCUGGCUGUUGAGAAGCUGCUGAACGUUGAGAUCCCCGAGAGAGCCAAGUACAUCCGCACACUGUUCGGUGAGAUGACACGCAUUCUGAACCACCUCAUGUCCGUCCUUUCCCACGCGAUGGAUGUUGGUGCUUUGACACCUUUCCUGUGGGGUUUCGAGGAACGUGAGAAGCUCAUGGAAUUCUACGAGCGUGUCUCCGGUGCCCGUCUCCACGCUGCCUACGUCCGCCCUGGUGGUGUGUCCCAAGAUCUGCCCCUUGGUCUCCUCGACGAUAUCUACCAGUGGGCUACUCAGUUCGGUGACCGCAUUGACGAGACCGAGGAACUGCUCACGGAUAACCGUAUCUGGAAGGCCAGAACCCAGGGUGUUGGUGUUGUCAAGGCUGCCGAUGCCCUCAACAUGAGUUUCACCGGUGUCAUGCUGCGUGGUUCCGGUGUCCCCUGGGAUAUCCGUAAGUCCCAGCCUUACGAUGCCUACGACAAGGUUGAGUUCGACGUGCCCGUCGGUGUCAACGGUGACUGCUACGACCGUUACCUCUGCCGUAUGGAGGAAUUCCGCCAGUCCCUGCGCAUCAUCCACCAGUGCCUGAACCAGAUGCCCGCUGGUCCCGUCCGUGUUGAGGACUACAAGAUCUCCCCCCCUCCCCGUGCGGCCAUGAAGGAGAACAUGGAGGCUCUGAUCCACCACUUCCUUCUGUUCACCAAGGGUUACGCCGUUCCCCCGGGUGAGACCUACUCCGCCAUUGAGGCUCCCAAGGGUGAGAUGGGUGUGUUCCUUGUCAGUGACGGUAGCGAGAGACCCUACCGCUGCAAGAUCCGUGCUCCUGGAUUUGCUCACUUGGGUGGUUUCGACCAAGUGUCUCGCGGCCACCUUCUGGCCGAUGCUGUCGCUAUUAUCGGAACGAUGGAUCUUGUGUUCGGUGAGGUUGACCGGUAG
Aspergillus luchuensis is the source of this 1431-nucleotide messenger RNA. It is a transcript of the gene NUO49, whose product is annotated as NADH-quinone oxidoreductase subunit D. The record is from RefSeq and is a predicted model, not a curated record. Lineage: Eukaryota; Fungi; Ascomycota; Eurotiomycetes; Eurotiales; Aspergillaceae. Gene Ontology annotation, biological process: mitochondrial electron transport, NADH to ubiquinone. Gene Ontology annotation, molecular function: NAD binding; NADH dehydrogenase (ubiquinone) activity; quinone binding. The transcript is spliced from 3 exons. The coding region runs from base 1 to 1431 and encodes 476 amino acids.